Messenger RNA from Prunus avium (sweet cherry), 1695 nucleotides. RefSeq names its product receptor-like protein EIX2. Gene Ontology annotation, molecular function: protein binding. The record is from RefSeq and is a predicted model, not a curated record. NCBI's taxonomy places the organism in Eukaryota, Viridiplantae, Streptophyta, Magnoliopsida, Rosales, Rosaceae.
AUGUCGAAGCUCCAAACUAUGGAUUUUGGUGGGAAUUCUUUGGAAGGAGUGAUUUCAGGAACUCAUUUCUCAAAACUCUCCAAAUUACAGAAUUUGGAUCUAUCUUCUAACUUGCUAGUUUUAGACAUCCAUCCUGAUUGGAUUCCUCCUUUCCAACUGGUCUCCAUAGCCUUGGGGUCUUGCAAGAUGGGUCCGGAUUUCCCAAAGUGGCUUCAAACUCAAAAAAAAUUAUAUUCCCUUGAUAUUUCUGAUGCUGGAAUUUCCGACAUCUUUCCAAGUUGGUUUUGGAGUUUAUGUCGUAAUGUGACAUUUAUGAAUCUCGCAAGCAACCAAAUUGGAGGUACAUUUGCAAAUUUGACAUUGGAAUUUUCAUAUUUCCCUGAACUACAUCUAAGUUCGAACAAGUUGGAAGGUCCAAUCCCCUCAAUUCUAUCAAAAGCCUCAUAUCUGGAUCUCUCUUAUAAUAAACUUUCAGGGUCAAUUUCGUUCUUGGGUUCAAGUGCAGCUUUUGGUUUAAGCUUUCUUGACCUCUCAAACAACAAUGUUUCUGGACAAGUUCCAGAUUGCUUGACACACUUGGAGAAUCUAGUCAUGCUUGAUUUGAGUUACAAUGCUUUGUCUGGGAAAAUUCCUACAACAAUGGGCUCCGUAUUUCGGAUUCAAACACUCAAAUUAAGAAGCAAUAAAUUUGUGGGACAAUUGCCAUCGUCGUUGAAGAAUUGCACAAGUUUAGUAGUUGUUGAUGUUGUGGAUAAUAAAUUAUCCGGACCGAUACCUAAAUGGUUAGAGGUUAGCUUAAAGAAUUUGGUUAUCCUGAUGCUAUCGUCUAAUCACUUCAGUGGAGGCUUGCCCUCACAAAUAUGCCAUCUAACACACAUUCAAAAUUUGGAUUUCUCCAUGAACAUCAUCUCUGGAAGCAUACCCAAAUGCCUCACCAAUUUAACUACUCUGGCUCAGAAAGGAAAUUCAAGUAUGAAAAUCUCACAUUUUUUUGAAAUUUCUACUGAUCAACAUGAAUUUACUAGAAAUGACUAUGAGGAUGAUGCAACAUUCAUAUGGAAAGGAGGAAUGAAGACAUACAAAAAUACUUUGGGGCUUGUGAAGAGAAUUGAUCCAUCAAGCAAUAAAUUAACAAGGGAGAUUCCAAGUGAAAUCACUCAUCUUGUUGGGUUGGUUUCUUUAAAUCUAUCGAGAAACCAAUUAACAAGUCAAAUAACUCCAGAGAUCGGAAACUUGCAGUCACUGGAUUCUCUUGAUUUGUCAAGAAACCAUAUAGACGGAAGAAUUCCAACAAGCCUUGCUAGGAUAGAUCGUCUAGGUUUCUUGGACUUGUCAUAUAACAACUUGUCUGGCAAAAUUCCAGUCGGGACUCAGCUCCAAGGCUUUGAUCCCUCUGUUUAUGGUGGGAAUCUUCAACUCUGUGGACCUCCACUUAAAAAGAUGUGUGCUGAUGAAGAGGAAAGAGGUCCAAGUGAGCAAACUGACUUCAUCAACCAAGAGGACAAGGAUGAGCUAAUAACACUGGGAUUCUACAUUAGUAUGGGGCUUGGAUUUGUUGCUGGAUUUUGGGGAGUUUGCGGCACCUUGAUAUUUUCUAGUUCAUGGAGAUAUGCAUAUUUGAAGUUCUUGAAUGGCUUAAAUGAUUGGCUUUUUGUGAGGAUAGCUUUGUUGAAGCGGCAAUUGAAAGAUGCUUAA